Molecule: messenger RNA, 459 nt
Organism: Aspergillus niger
Lineage: Eukaryota; Fungi; Ascomycota; Eurotiomycetes; Eurotiales; Aspergillaceae
Exons: 1
Source: RefSeq, a predicted model, not a curated record
GGAUUACCUGGCGACGCCGAUGGUGAAGAGGGCAGAUCAGGAGAUCUUGACGCGGUUCCCGAAGCUAAGGGAAUCGCUCAGUGUCGGGGUCAAUGCGAAGGAGGAUUACCGCCCCUUGGCGAAGGGGGCACCCGCUACGGCGAAGCAUCCGUUCCGGUUGGUACGGUUCAUGGUGCCGGCGGCGUUUAUGAAGGAGCGGUCGGUGACGGUGCUGGGGACGCCGAUGACGGUGAAUACGCCGCUGAUUGCGCAGGUGCAGGCGCUGUGGGUGGCGGCGUUUAUGGGAGAUGGGAUGGGGGUGAAGGCGCGGGAGACGUGUCCGGAGGAGUUGAAGAAGGGACUACUAACAGAAGGAGAGGUGGAUGGGGACGUGGUGUGGGAGAUGGCGCUGCAUACGCAAUUCGGGAAAUAUCGGUGUCCGGGAGGGUUUGGAAAGAGGAAUCUAGAUACCGUGUUUGA